This is a messenger RNA of Salarias fasciatus (jewelled blenny), 969 nucleotides long. RefSeq names its product olfactory receptor 1L4-like. The record is from RefSeq and is a predicted model, not a curated record. Gene Ontology annotation, biological process: detection of chemical stimulus involved in sensory perception of smell; G protein-coupled receptor signaling pathway. The transcript is spliced from 2 exons. Gene Ontology annotation, molecular function: odorant binding; G protein-coupled receptor activity; olfactory receptor activity. Gene Ontology annotation, cellular component: membrane. Bases 1 to 969 code for a protein of 322 amino acids. Lineage: Eukaryota; Metazoa; Chordata; Actinopteri; Blenniiformes; Blenniidae.
AUGCUUUUCAUGACCGCGCAGACUAUGUCAAACUCUUCUGCCAUCAUUCAUCCUCCAGGCUUCUACAUCAUUGGUUUUCAGACAUUUCCUAACAUCAGCGUCUAUAUCAUCUUCCUAGCUGUGGUCUAUAUGGCUACUCUGGUGUUCAAUGCUUUCUUAAUGUAUAUAAUUGCCAUUGAUCACUGCUUACACACUCCAAAAUUUCUGGCUGUUUUCAACCUUGCAUUAGUGGACAUAAUCCUCAACACGACCACCAUUCCCAGCAUGAUUAAAGUCUUCUUUGUGAAAGAUAAUUUUAUUCCAUUCAACCUAUGUCUCGUGCAAAUGUAUUUCUACUAUUCCUUCGUGUCCAUGGAGUCGUAUUCACUUGCCAUACUCGCCUACGACCGAAUGGUUGCAAUAUGUCUCCCUCUGCGCCAGAACAUGCUGAACACAGUGCGGAUCAUGUCGUGCCUUGUCGCCCUGUGCUGGGUGUACAGUCUGGGGAGGCUCGUGUACAGCGUGUCCAUCAUGACUGAACUCUCCUUCUGUGAUUCUGUCAGAGUCUUCAGUUAUUUUUGCGACUAUGCACCGGUGUUCAGACUGGCCUGUAAUGACAACUCGAGGCAGUGGUCCGUAGCCUCCACGUCCAGCAUGGUGAACCUGCUGCUCCCCUUUUUUUUCACGGUCCUGUCCUACAUCAGUAUCUUGACGGCUGUGUUCAGGAUGAAAUCAGUGGGGAGUCGUAUAAAAGCUCUCGCAACUUGCAUUGAACACCUCAUCCUUGUUGUUAUAUUUUAUGUCCCUUUAUUCAGCAUCUUCUUGAUUGGGCUUUAUUUUCAGGGCAUUGACCCGGACCAGCGUGUGCUCAGCCUGUCGCUGGCCUCUUGUAUCCCACCGUGUGUCAAUCCUAUCGUGUAUUCUUUAAAAACCAAAGAAAUUAAAAACAGAGCGAUGGCGCUUUUCCGCAGAAUGAAAACAAGUCCUUGA